UACUCGGCGGUGCCGCCAUGACUAUUCUCCCCCAAAAGAAACCGCCGCCUCCCGACGCCGACCCCACCAACGAGCCGCCGCCGCCGCCCGGGCCGCUGCCCCCGGCGCCUCGCCGCGGCGAUCGCGACCGUGACUCGGGCGUCGUUGGCGCCCGUCCUCGAGCCUCGCCACCGCCUCAGGGCCCGCUCCCGGGGCCACCGGGUGCCCUCCAUCGCUGGGCGCUGGCCGUGCCGCCCGGCGCCGUGGCAGGCCCCCGGCCACAGCAGGCCUCUUCUCCUCCUUGCAGGGGCCCCGGCGGUCCCGGGGACGCGUUGGGUGCCACGGCAACGGGCGUGGGCGUGGCGGUGGGCGUGGCGGUGGGCGUGGGCAGUGCCGUGGGCGUGGGCGGCUGCUGCUCUGGGCCGGGUCGCAGCAAGCGGCGGCGUCAAGACACCGGGGUCGGCGCGGUUGGCGGGGCGAGUCCUGAGCGUGAGGAGGUCGGCGCCGGUUACAACAGUGAGGAUGAGUAUGAAGCGGCUGCGGCGCGCAUAGAGACCAUGGACCCCGCCGCCGUCGCGCAGCAGGAGCGCUGGUUUGAAAAGGCCCUGCGAGACAAGAAGGGCUUCAUCAUCAAGCAGAUGAAGGAGGACGGCGCCUGCCUCUUCCGGGCUGUGGCUGACCAGGUGUACGGAGACCAGGACAUGCAUGAGGUCGUGCGAAGGCAUUGCAUGGACUAUCUGAUGAAGAAUGCCGACUACUUCUCUAACUAUGUCACAGAGGACUUUACCACCUACAUCCACCGGAAGCGGAAAAACAACUGCCAUGGCAACCACGUCGAGAUGCAGGCCAUGGCAGAGAUGUACAACCGGCCCGUGGAGGUGUACCAGUACAGCACAGAACCCAUCAACACAUUCCAUGGGAUCCAUCAAAAUGAGGACGCACCCAUCCGUGUCAGCUACCAUCGGAAUAUCCACUACAAUUCAGUGGUGAAUCCUAACAAGGCCACCAUUGGCGUGGGGCUGGGCCUGCCGUCAUUCAAGCCGGGCUCUGCAGAGCAGUCCCUGAUGAAGAAUGCCAUCAAAACCUCGGAGGAGUCGUGGAUUGAACAGCAGAUGCUGGAAGACAAGAAGCGGGCCACAGACUGGGAGGCCACAGAGGAGGCCAUCGAGGAGCAAGUGGCUCGGGAGUCCUACCUGCAGUGGCUGAGCGAUCAGCAGAGACAGGCUCGCCAAGCCCGCGGCCCCAGCCAGCCCCGGGAGGCCAGCGCCACGUGCAGCUCUGCCACAGCAGCAGCCUCCAGUGGUCUGGAGGAGUGGACCAGCCGGUCCCCAAGGCAGCGGAGUUCAGCCUCGUCACCCGAGCACCCUGAGCUGCGUGCCGAGCUGGGCCUCAAGCCCCCUUCCCCAGGCACUGUCUUAGCUCUUGCCAAACCUCCUUCACCCUGUGCACCAGGUACAAGCAGCCAGUUCUCGACAGGGGCCGACCGGGCUACUUCUCCCCUCGUGUCCCUCUACCCUGCUCUGGAGUGCCGGGCCCUCAUUCAGCAGAUGUCCCCCUCUGCCUUUGGCCUGAACGACUGGGAUGACGAUGAGAUCCUAGCGUCGGUGCUGGCAGUGUCCCAACAGGAAUACCUAGACAGUAUGAAGAAAAACAAAGUGCACGGAGACCCACCCCCAGACAAGAGUUGAUGGAGACCCAGAGACUGGAGACCAUCUCCCAACCCCCACACUCCUGCCCUCUGGUGCCACCCCACCUUCUUUGGUUUUCUUCCCUCUUGCCAUCUUCCUUCUUCCCUCU
Molecule: messenger RNA, 1776 nt
Organism: Eubalaena glacialis (North Atlantic right whale)
Lineage: Eukaryota; Metazoa; Chordata; Mammalia; Artiodactyla; Balaenidae
Product: OTU domain-containing protein 5-like
Exons: 1
Coding region: 18-1667 (549 amino acids)
Biological process (GO): protein deubiquitination
Molecular function (GO): K63-linked deubiquitinase activity; cysteine-type deubiquitinase activity
Source: RefSeq, a predicted model, not a curated record